Messenger RNA from Lathyrus sativus (Indian pea), 2661 nucleotides. The record is from the annotation of a GenBank genome assembly. Lineage: Eukaryota; Viridiplantae; Streptophyta; Magnoliopsida; Fabales; Fabaceae.
AUGGCUGUGGUAACAACUCCUGUGCCAGCUACAAUACAAAGAACAGGUUCUAUGAGUUCGGUUCGUGAAGUUGGGGGAGAAAUUGAAGAGGAACCUAAUCCAGCUGUGGUUGAUGAAGCAAUCUAUGUUGCUGUGUCAAAGGAUGUAAAAGAGAGUAAAGUGAAUCUGAUAUGGGCAAUUCAGAACUCUGGUGGAAAGAGGAUCUGUCUCCUCUUUGUUCAUGUCCCUGCAACAAUGAUCCCUUUGAUGGGUGCUAAAUUUCCUGCAAGUUCACUGAAAGAGCAAGAAGUUCGAGCAUACCGGGAAAUUGAAAGGCAAAACAUGCAUAAGACUCUGGAUGAAUAUCUUCGAAUCUGUCAUCGGAUGGGGGUGCGAGCAGAAAAACUGCAUAUUGAAAUGGAUAACAUUGAAAGAGGAAUUAUAGAACUUAUCUCCCAACAUGGAAUUCGGAAGCUUAUUAUGGGAGCAGCAUCUGAUAGGAAAUAUGUUAGGAGAAUGAUGGACCUCAAAUCUAAGAAAGCCAUACAUGUAUGUGAACAAGCUCCAGCUUCUUGCCAUAUACAGUUUAUCUGCAAAGGUCACCUUAUACACACAAGGGAUCGCAGUUUAAAUGAACGAAGCUUAGAGGUUGCAUCUCCUUUGGUACAGCAAGUGCCAAACUCUUUGAGAUCUUUGAGAUCUCAAUCAGUUACACUGGGACAAAUUCCUAUGACAGAUUCAUUUGGUUCUAUUCAAGAGUUAUUUCGCAGGGUUAGAUCUGCCAAUGAUGGACAGAGAGCGAGCAUUACGACUGAUUCUUCUCCAAAUGACACUCUAGGGUUUUCAACUCCAUCUAACAGGCGAGGCACAUAUGUAAGUUCUGAUGAGUCCGAUAGGUUGUCAAGGAUGAGUCCUUCAGGUUUGUCGACAUGCUCUGAUAGUGCAGUUGAACCAACACUGACCCCAAAUUCAGUUGCUGAGAGCAGUGAGAAUGCAUUAGACUUGACUUUUAGUCGCAUGGUUAUAAAGGAGGAUCUUCAUCGUUUAUCGCCACCAAGUGUACUGCAGGAUGGUGGAGUAAACGAUACGCUCUAUGACCAACUUGAACAGGCUAUGUCUGAGGCUAAUAACGCUACUCGACAUGCAUAUCAAGAAACUUUUAGGCGCGGAAAAGCUGAAAAAGAUGCCAUUGAAGCUAUACGCAGGGCUAAAACAUCUGAAAGCUUAUAUAUAGAGGAGUUGAAUCUGAGAAAAAUGGCGGAGGAAGAAUUGAAAAAGGAAAAAGAAGAACUCGAGAGAAUGACGAGCCAGAGAGACAAAGUUAAGGAAGAACUUCAACUUGCUGUGGAUUUGAAGUCAUCACUAGAGAGUCAACUUGCGUCGUCUGAAGUUAUGAUACAGGAGUUGGAGAAGAAGAUUAUAUCUGCUGUUGAGCUGUUACAAAGCUACAAGAACGAACGGGAUGAAUUGCAGAUACAGCGUGAUAAUGCAUUGAGAGAGGCUGAAGGUCUUAGGAAAAAACAAGGAGAGGGCUCGAGCAGUCAUGCAUCUCAAUUGUUCUCGGAAUUCUCCUUUUCAGAAAUCGAAGAAGCAACAAGUAAUUUUGAUCCAUCCCAAAAGAUCGGAGAAGGUGGAUAUGGAAAUAUAUAUAAAGGUGUCCUCCGUCACACCGAAGUCGCCAUAAAAAUUUUGCACGCUAACAGCAUGCAAGGACCCUUGGAGUUUCAGCAGGAGGUGGAUGUAUUGAGUAAGCUAAGGCACCCCAAUCUGAUCACUCUUAUAGGAGCCUGCCCGGAAUCCUGGUCUCUUGUCUACGAGUAUUUACCAAACGGAAGUCUUGAAGACCGUCUUGCAUGCAAGGAUAACACACAUCCAUUAUCAUGGCAAACGCGGAUUCGCCUUGCUGCUGAACUCUGCUCCGCUCUCAUCUUUCUUCAUUCGAGUAAACCUCACAGCAUAGUGCACGGUGACUUGAAACCCUCCAAUAUCAUCCUAGAUGCAAACCUUGUCAGUAAGCUUAGUGACUUUGGAAUCUGUCGCAUAUUAUCAAAUCUCGAGAAUUCUACUAAUAAUAAUACGCUGUUUUGGAGAACCGAUCCAAAGGGAACUUUUGUAUACAUGGAUCCUGAAUUCCUUGCGUCUGGCGAACUCACUCCGAAAUCCGAUGUUUAUUCAUUUGGAAUCAUAUUAUUGAGAUUGUUGACUGGAAGACCGGCCUUAGGAAUAACUAAGGAAGUGAAAUAUGCUCUCGAUACAGGAAAGUUAACAUCUUUAUUGGAUCCUUUGGCCGGAGAUUGGCCAUUUGUCCAGGCCGAGCAGUUGGCUCGGUUGGCUUUGCGGUGCUGUGAGAUGAGUCGUAAGAGCCGGCCGGACCUUCAUUCAGAUGUAUGGAGGAUACUCGAUGCAAUGAGAGCUUCUUCUGGAGGUACAAACUCUUUUGGCCUAAGUUCUGAAGGACCUCACCAACCUCCUUCAUACUUUAUUUGUCCAAUCUUCCAGGAAGUCAUGCGAGAUCCACACGUAGCUGCAGACGGUUUUACCUACGAAGCCGAGGCUAUCCGAGGAUGGCUCGACAGUGGUCACGACACUUCACCGAUGACAAACAGCACCCUUGCACAUCAGAGUCUUGUCCCCAACCGCGCUCUUCGCUCCGCGAUCCAGGAUUGGCUUCAAAGUCACUGA